AUGAGCUCCCCUCAAACCUACCUAAUCACUGGUGCGAACCGCGGCAUCGGCCGUGGCUUCGUUCAGCGCAUUCUUCAGAAGCCUUCAGCCACUGUGAUCGCUGCUGUUCGCGACCCCUUGCACCCUACGUCCAAAGCCCUCGCCGAUCUUCCAAAGGGUCCUGAUACCAAGCUUAUCGUCGUCAAGCUGGACUCUGCCGUGGAAACUGAUGCCGCCACUGCUGUGGGUCAACUGCGUGAGCAGGGUAUCACGUCUUUGGACAUUGUCAUUGCGAACGCGGGCAUCGCUCAGGGUGGUACUAGCGUCCGCAACACUUCGGUUGCCAAUGCGCAGAAGCAUUUCAACGUCAAUGCUAUCGGCCCCUUGACCCUCUUCCAGGCUACCGUCGACCUUCUCAAGGCUAGCAAUACUGGCAGCCCCAAGUUCGUUGCCGUCUCGACCCUCAUUGGCUCCAUUGGUUCUCAGGAGAUCCUCGCCAAUUUCCCUGGGUCGUCUAGUCCUUACGGAGCCUCCAAGGCGGCUCUGAACUGGUUCAUUCGCCUUCUUUCCUUUGAGGAGCCCUGGUUGACCAGCUGGGUUUUCCACCCUGGACUUGUAGAGACGGACCUCACCUCAGGCGGCAGCAUGGACCUGAAGGCGUUGGGCGCCAUAUCCGUGGAGACCAGCGUGGCGGAUAUGAUUAAAACUACUUGGAGCAUCGAGCCAAAAGAUCUCAGUGGAACUUUCCGAACACACGAUGGCACCAUUAUUCCGUGGUGA
This is a messenger RNA of Colletotrichum spaethianum, 759 nucleotides long. RefSeq names its product norsolorinic acid ketoreductase nor1. Gene Ontology annotation, molecular function: oxidoreductase activity, acting on the CH-OH group of donors, NAD or NADP as acceptor. The transcript has a single exon. Lineage: Eukaryota; Fungi; Ascomycota; Sordariomycetes; Glomerellales; Glomerellaceae. The coding region runs from base 1 to 759 and encodes 252 amino acids. The record is from RefSeq and is a predicted model, not a curated record.